Molecule: messenger RNA, 3420 nt
Organism: Mesorhabditis belari
Lineage: Eukaryota; Metazoa; Nematoda; Chromadorea; Rhabditida; Rhabditidae
Source: the annotation of a GenBank genome assembly
AUGAAUCAAAGAAGAGUCUUGAGUGAUUUUGCGAACACGAUGAAUAAAGAAAAGGGAUUAACUACACCAGGGUCGGUGGCCGUCGGCAAAGCAAAAGAAAUUGAUGACGAAUCUCUUGAGGAAACCAGAGCAAAUCAUUCGGCCGAGUUCCUGAAAAUGCUUGCCGAAAUCGUUCAUCAUUCCGAUGCGGAUUUGGAUCAUUUGGUAGAAAAGGCAUGCACACAAAUGGAAAAGAAUGUUUAUGAAAAAGAUUACGUGAAGUUGGACAAAGCAGACAACUCACGUCAAAUUGUCGUUGCCACAAAGAGGAGGGGACCCGAAAGGUUUAUUAAAGUGGCUAAUGCUCAAGAAGACGAAUUCAUCAAUCAAAACAGUGUCAUCAAAUUGACUGUGCGCGGAACAAAAGAUUUUCGAAAACUCAUCGAGACAAUAGCAAAGAAAAAUGGCAAGUAUUGGAUCGUUUCGGACAAAUUGUGCCGUGAAUUUGGAAUCAAAAACAAGAUUCAUCCACUUAUGCUGAAAAAAUCGGUUGAUACGGCUUCUGGAAAGGAUCAAGCAGAUACCAAAAGAGCCACCCCAAGAGCUUCUACGGAUAUUAUUAUGCUUUCGGACUCGCCAACAAAAAAAAAGACAAUUUCAAAAGCUUCCGACGAAAGCCGUAAAAAGUUGAAAGAGCAGGCAGCUUCAACAUCCACAUCGGCGGCGAAAGCAAAAGCUGAAACAAAAAAAAGGCAGCCUACAAAGAAACAGAAAAAGGUUGAGGAGAAGGAAGAAAAGAACCAGGAUAAGACCAAAAAAAGUGUCAAGCUUGCCAAUGAUAUAAAGAAAAAGGAGAAGCGGAAAUCAUUCUUCAAUAAUUCCGCAGCUGCAUCGAUCAAAACUGGUUCACCUUUUCUUAAUCCUCAAAAACGAGCUGAGAAGAAAUUUGAAGCGCUACUUGGAAAACUUCGCAAAGAGUUUACAAAGGGCACAAAAGAUACUUUUAUUGCAUUGGUCAAUCGUUCAGCUAAAGAGAUAACGCCUGAACAGGCUCGAGCAAUUGAUGAAAGUUUAAUUAAAUACUUUGUUAUGCGUGCGCAUCGGACUUCAACUCGAAAGGAGGCACUAUCGAAAGUUUCGCCAUCAAAAAAGGCAGCACAAAAGGCAGAGCUACAAGCUAACCUCGAAAAGGGCGAGAGACACGAGUAUAUGAUGAACUUGCAACUGUUAAAGGCACAUUUUAUUGAAAUAUCUCAACGCGAGGAUUUGUCAGUGUGCAUAAUGAGGCUGGAACUCGACAAUAUGGUUUCUGAAGAGGAAUCAUUCUCUAAUGUAUUGGCUUUGUCUCAAGCUUACUACUCGUUGAAGCGUUUUCUCGAUCACGAGCAUUAUUUGGGAGCAGAAUUUCUGUAUACUUCGAUGAAAGAUGGAUUUACCGGCUUUUCGGUCGGACUUGGACUCAUACUGCAAUCAUUUUUUGCUAUUCUACAACAGAGUAAAUCUUUGAAGAUGCAACACUUCGGACAAAGGCUGGAACACUAUACAAUUGAUAUUUUAAGUCUUUCGGAGAUCUGCAGGUCAACGCUUAUUGGAGAGAUUGAAAAGCAAAAAGAUGGUGCUGAAGAUGCUCAACUGGAUGCCGACGAUGCGAAAGAUUGUGAUUCGGUUGAUAAAUCCGUUGUUGAGGAUCUGCUUACGAGGUUUACUUCGGAUGUCGAAUUUUGGAGUCUCUCAUUGGACGAUCAAUUGGCCAUUGUAUUACUCAUCAUGGACAAAGUGUUGGAUACCGACACAUACAACGAUUAUAUCUACGCCAGUGCUUCUGAAGAGCUCAAAGAAAAAUCUGAGAAAGAGAAAAACAAGCUUUCUCGACUCAAAGAAGAGCUUGCAGCAAUUCCUAUUGAAGAAGAGCCAGAUUACGCUAACAUGGAAAGAAGUCAAACACGAGCACUUGAACGGAACAAAAAACGACGAGAAGAACUUGAUGAAAAGAUUACUCGUUGUGAAGACAAUGUCAAUGAUUUGAAAGCUGAAAUUCAGGCUGAGCAAGAUUACCGGAAAUUUGCAAUGCGAAAUAUGUACUUUGGCAUGGAUCGGCAUUUUCGUCGUUACUAUUUUUUUGGCGAACAAUCACCUAAUCACGCUGUCUGGGUUCAUGAUUUGGGGACAACGGCAGAGGAAGUCAUUUUCAAAAAACUAGCACUUGUUGCAAAUGAUCCAGAACACAAUGAAGAAGAUGAAGACAAAUUAAAGGUUGAUCCAAAGGAAAGAUGGUUCUGUUUGAGAAAAGCUGAAGAUAUUACGGAGUUGUCAGUGCGCUUGAAUACGGUUGGAUCUCGUGAAAAGUCGCUAAAAGAGGAGCUGGGAAAAAUGGAGCCUUUGAUUAACGCGCAGAAGAAAUAUGAACAACAUAGACGACAGAUUCAAGAAAAGAAAUCCGGAAGUCCCAUCAACCCUGCGAGUUCAUCCCUUGAGGCUCUGAAGGAUUCAUUGACAACUUUUGCUAAUGAAAUUUUCACGAAUCGUUUAUCUUCUCUAAAAGAAUCGGAAGUGUUUAAUACACGAAUCAAAACUGUCGAAACUAUGAAGUGCACGAAAGAGCUUCUCCGUGAACUCGUUGAGUCGAUUCAGCCAUCUGCAAUCUCACCAGUUCUUGCCGGUGUUUUCGCAUCAACUACCUUUACAUUGCCAAAGUGGAUCGGCUUUCUUGAAGGUGCAAAUACAUGUUCUGGACUAUCUAUGCUGCUUGAUGUUGUGCACAGUCGUAUCAAUUGGGAGUCAUCUGUCAAUAGUAAGAGAUGCAAAAAGUGUGGCAGAAAAAAUAAUAUUGACGAAAAACUGCUUUGUCGAAAAUGCGGAACUUGUUACCAUAUCUACUGUGUUCGACCUCGACCGGAAAAUGUUUCGCUUGACUGGCUCUGUUUUGGCUGUAUUCCAGUGCAACCGGCCGAGUCUGAAAAUUUCAACCUCGACGGUCUUCUUGGCAGACAUAAUAGAAAAAACUCGGAAGAAUUUGAAGAUUGCUUUUCUACUAAGGAUCUAAGACCAAUCCGCAAAAGGGCAUACAUUGAUGAGUCCGAUGCUGCGAGCAGCGAAGAUGAGUACGAGCCUCGUGGACCUUCUGCUAGAACUCGGCGUAAAGAUGUCAAGCCUGUUAGCGCUCAACAAAAGUUCAUUGUCGAAUUAUAUGAGCAAAUCAAGGCUAAACGAAUUUACACAUCAUUGUCUAAUCUCAACAUUCCGCGUCCUUCUCGCAGCCAUAGAGACGAGGUCUUAUCUGUGAAUGGGAUUGAGAAAAAGAUUGAUGAGGGAUCGUUUCGCUAUUUAGAUGAGUUCAAACAAAAUUUCAAGAAGUUACUUGAUGUGGCAAGAGAUCAAUUGGCCGGGCGAAAAUUGGAGCAAAUUGACGAUUUAGAAGUUCUCUUAAAUGAAGUCACUUAC